Molecule: messenger RNA, 1297 nt
Organism: Zalophus californianus (California sea lion)
Lineage: Eukaryota; Metazoa; Chordata; Mammalia; Carnivora; Otariidae
Gene: PPIC
Product: peptidylprolyl isomerase C
Exons: 4
Coding region: 65-610 (181 amino acids)
Biological process (GO): protein folding; protein peptidyl-prolyl isomerization
Cellular component (GO): intracellular membrane-bounded organelle
Molecular function (GO): peptidyl-prolyl cis-trans isomerase activity
Source: RefSeq, a predicted model, not a curated record
CCUGCCAACGGUCCCGGAGGCUGAGGUGGCGCCCGAGCAGCUGCCGCCACUGCCACUGCUCGCCAUGGGCCCGGGGCCCCGGCUGCUGCUCGCUCUUGCGCUUUGCGUGGGGCUCGGCGCCCUCGCGCCUUCUGCGGGGGCCUCGGGCGUCAGCAGGCGAGGCCCCACCGUGACGGCCAAGGAAGGAGGCGGCCCGAGUACUUCCUUCGGCGUGGCGAGGACCCGGGAAUGGAUGCAGGAAGAAUGCGGGCGGAAGAGACGCGCUCCGAGCCGCGGGGGUGCAGUGGGAGGCCGCCACCGCUGUCACACGGCCUGGAGGAGCCCGGGUCCAGCCCCUGCCUGGGGGGGGAGGGGGGGCGGGCGUCUGGGCAAGCGUUCGCAACCCUGCUGUAAGCGAGAGGCUGUCUUCCCGCUGGGGGGAGAGGAAAACCCACUGGCAGCAGUGUCUUGGAAUCUGGAAGGAGGGGCAGCUGCAAGUUGUUUUAAUAGUGGCCCAUCAUUUUCAAAUGACUUUCAAAGGCAGCCCUCAGCGGAAAAAGAAGUGACUGAGCUUACUCCUGAAGUGUGGUGUGGAAUCCAGUUACCACCUCUGCCAGGAAGCCCACCCUGAUUCCCCACAGAUAAUCAUCACCUCUAUCCAUUUCAUCUGUACUUAUCUUGUUAUAAAACCAGAUUUUCCAAUAUAUUAUAGCUACUUACAUAUGUGUUUUCUUUGGGACUGUAAACUCCCUGCGGCUAGGGGCUUUGCAGCCUCACCCCAUGUCCAGAAAAGGGCCUGUCUCCAAGGGCACGCAAGCAGUCAGAGAUGUUCUCAGGGUGAUAGAGGGCAGUGGGAGAGGGUUUGCCUGACAGCCACCUUGGGUCCCCUGCACAAAGAGCCCAUUUCCUGCCCUGGUGCUUUGGCUCCAGAAAGAACCGUGCCCGGUAGGGCUCAUGCCCAUUCUUGUCCCGGAGGCCGCUCCCCUCCCUUCUCCAGGAUGCCUUCCCUCACCCUUAGCGUCCCUCCAGUCUGGGGAUACUGCAUUCCUGUGACCCAGGACGAUGUGACUUUCUCAUUUCCACCGGAGUCAGGAAAACUCUGCUGUAUUUUCAUGCCGUCAGUCACGAAGUGGAAGGACCCUGAAGUUUGGGGGGGAAAAAAUCGUGUUAGUAUGUGUGUGAGGCUGCGCAUCAGAAUGGCAGAUUUUUAUUGGAGAGUUUUGCUGGGUGACAGGCCCCUUUUCUGUGCCUUCUCCUGUUGCUCUCCCGCGUUUUAUGCUUCUUGCUGUCCAAACAUCCACAGGCUUUAUUUUCUCUU